GCUAUGGCCAACAGCCAGAGGAACAGGAUGAUGAUGAUGAGGAGGAGGAGUCCAGCUCCAGCAGCAGGGCCAAGUCGUCUAAGAGGCAUUGGGUGCACCUGGGCCCAGAAUGGGGUGAGACCAAAGAGGGCUUCAGGUGUACAAACAAGAAGAACUCAGUGCCCAGAAAUCCAAAGUUGAAGUGGCUGGCAGCAAUUGACAAGGAGAGAUACCCACCUAGCACCACUUGCAUGCUCAGUGAACUCCAACUAGAGCAGCUGCUUUGGUGCUUGACUGGGCUUUCCCCUAAGAUUUCUGUGAAAGACUUGGAUGUGAAGACCAGAUGUGAGUUGACCCUUGGCUGGACUCAGAAGCAGCUGAUCAAGGACCAGGCACAGAGGGGAGCAGACCAGCAAGACAGUCCUCCCCCACCUUCUGUCUUUCAGAAGUACAGCAAGAUCAAAGGGCCCAAUGGAGAGCUUGAAGUAUGCCAUGUGGAGAGGGGCAUGAAGGUGGUGGUGGGCCCACCACAUGCUCCCAUUGCCUUGGCCUACAGAAACUCUUGCUACUACUUGAAGCUGGCAGAGACAAGCAAGACUUCUGAGGUGCUGAUGAAAGCAGAUGAUGUGUUUGAGCAUGCUGAUGGUGUGCAAGCUUGGUAUGCCAAAGUGGCAGAGACUGCACUGCUGAACCAGGACUACCUGAAGGGCAUUGGCAAGCUGUGCAACUUGCAAACUUGGAGCAGCAUCUACUUGGGUCAUGGAGGGGCAGCACUGCCCACCAGGCAGCAAAAUUUGCUUGAAGCUUUUGGCCAAGCUGCACAGGGGCACCCACAGAUGGGACAGCUGCAGCAGCAACCAGCACAAUCACAAGGCCAUGGCCAACAGCAACCACCUGGGCAGACACCACAACAACACAUAGAGCAGACAGGGCAGCAGAGGCAGCAACAAGAUGGUCAAAGCCCUGUGCCACAGCCACAGCAGCAGCAGCAGCAGCAGCAGCAGCAGCCUGCUGACCAAGCUGUGCCACAACCUAUUCAGCAGGUGGGCCAACAAGCACCAAAGCAAAGUGGCCAGCAGCCAGAUGCCACACAGAAUAACCAGCAACCUGAGCAGGCUGCACAACAGCCACCUGCAGAUGGCCAGCAGAACCUGCAGCAGGAUGCAAAAAGCAACAGGUGGGCCACCUACAGACUGAGCAGCCACCACAGCAGUCUGCAGCAGGACAGACUGAACAGACUGACUCACAACAGCCACAAGCUUCUGCCUCUCAGAUUGGCCAACCACCAGGCCUUGGUGAUGGCCCUAAGUGAAGCCUUCAGCUCUGAUGCACUUCAACUAGCCAAAAAGAGGAGACAAGAAGCUGCAGUGCCUGUGCUGAAUCACUGGUCCUGGUGGCAGUGCUGGGCUGCACCAUAG
Cladocopium goreaui is the source of this 1397-nucleotide messenger RNA. The record is from the annotation of a GenBank genome assembly. NCBI's taxonomy places the organism in Eukaryota, Dinophyceae, Suessiales, Symbiodiniaceae.